ACCGUUUUACAUCCGGGUCCCGCAACUCCUCCCUCUCCCGCCGCCGCUCUGGGCGCUUCGGGGGCCGCCCCCCCACCGGCUGGCCGGCGCCGGGCGCUCCAAUGAGAGCGGCUGCCUCUCCCUGCCUCGCGGAGCCAGGCGGCGCCGGCCGGAGCCCGAGUCCCGGCCCUGCGUGGGCGAGUCCGGCCAGCAGGCGAGGAUGAUGCCGGCUCUGGCCGCCCAGAGGCGGGGAUGGCGCUGCCUCUACCGGCUGUACCUGCGGUGCCAGGCGGCGCAGCUCAGCCGGGUCUGCCACGGGUGGCCAGGCUCAAUGAAAUGUGGAAGUCUCUCUCACAUACUGCCAUGCAGUCAUCUACCAGUCCAAUCACUGAGUCAAGUGAGAGUUUACACCUCUGAUGGUCAGAAAAAAGGUCCUGUACCAGGUCCUGAAGGAGCUGUGCACAAACCUGGAACAGCACGGGAUACCAGCAGUGCAGGCCAAAAACCACUUUUAUUGCAAGAGCCAAUCCAAGUAAAAGUUAAAGCAGUUCUUAAAAAGAGAGAGUAUGGACCAAAAUACACACAAAAUAAUUUCAUCACUGGUGUCAGAGCAAUAAAUGAGUUCUGUCUUAAAUCCAGUGAUCUAGAACAGCUGAGGAAAAUCAGACGACGAAGUCCCCAUGAUGAUACUGAGGCUUUCACUGUAUUUUUGAGAUCAGAUGUAGAGGCAAAAUCUCUAGAAGUUUGGGGAAGCCCAGAGGCUCUUGCUAGAGAGAGAAAACGGCGUAAAGAAGCAGAGAUAGAAUACAGAGAAAAUCUGUUUAGAAACCAAAAGCUGUUAAAGGAAUACAAAGAUUUUCUUGGGGAUACUAAGCCACGCUCCAGCACAGCCGGUAUGUUGCUCAAAGGACCAGGAAAGGUGGUGAUGGUUGCUAUUUGCAUAAAUGGGUUGAAUUUUUUCUUUAAACUACUCGCUUGGGUUUACACGGGUUCUGCAAGCAUGUUUUCAGAAGCUAUACAUUCUUUAGCAGACACUUGCAACCAGGCUUUGCUAGCAUUGGGCAUCAGUCAGUCUGCAAGGACACCAGACCCUAGUCAUCCGUAUGGCUUCACAAAUAUGCGCUAUAUUGCCUCCCUAAUUAGUGGGGUCGGCAUUUUCAUGAUGGGUGCAGGACUUUCCUGGUAUCAUGGAAUCAUAGGUUUACUUCAUCCUCAGCCCAUGGAAUCUCUUCUUUGGGCUUAUUGUAUCUUAGCAGGAUCAUUGGUGUCUGAAGGAGCUACCCUUCUUGUUGCUAUAAAUGAAAUUCGAAGGAGCUCCCGGGCCAAGGGUCUGUCAUUUUAUCAAUAUGUCAGGCUGAGUCGUGAUCCCAGUACAAAUGUGGUGUUGUUGGAAGAUGCUGCAGCAGUUUUGGGUGUGACGUUAGCUGCUACUUGCAUGGGUCUGACUUCUUUAACAGGCAACCCUUACUAUGACAGCCUGGGAUCGCUAGGUGUGGGAACUUUGUUGGGAGUUGUAUCAGCUUUUCUCAUCUACACCAACACAGAAGCAUUGCUGGGACGAUCCAUUAAUCCUGAGCAAUUACAGCGACUUACUGAGUUACUGGAGAGUGACCCUGUCGUUAGAGCAAUUCAUGAUGUUAAAGCCACAGACAUGGGAUUGAGCAAAGUGAGAUUCAAGGCAGAAGUAGACUUUGAUGGACGGGUUGUGACUCGUUCUUACCUGGAAAAGCAAGACAUUGAACAGCUGCUACAAGAAAUUCAGCAGGUGAAAACUCUUGAGGAAUUAGAAGCCUUCAUGCUUAAACAUGGAGAGAAUAUCAUUGACACACUGGGAGCUGAAGUAGACCGGCUUGAAAAGGAGCUAAAGCAACGCAAUCCUGAUGUUCGACAUGUAGAUUUGGAAAUAUUGUAGAUUUGACAGAAAAAAUCCUUGGAGUACUCUCUUUUGGAAACAAGUUUGCACAGAGAUGGAACAGCUAUUGAAACUGCAGUCACUUCAAUACCAUACCUCAUUUACUUCAUGCUGUAGGCUUCCUGAACUGUUGUUACUGAGUCAGUUUCCAAAACAGCUUUAGAUUCAGAGUCAACAACUUUGUAUAGAAGAUCAGUUCAACAAAAGCUACUUAGCAUAAUUUCUACAUGAGACUGUUGGAGGUGAAUUUAUUUGGGAAUUGGAACUUAAAUCUUUUAGUUUCUAUAAGGCAAAUGUUAAUGCCUGAAAAUACACAGAAGAUACUUUCCCCAUUUCAAUUUUUUGUCAACUUGCACAUCAGUUUGCACUCAUUUAACUACUUCCUUCUAGAAGUCAUUGGAGGUAUUUGCAAGAUACAGAUGUUUAAUGCUAGAACAGGCUUUGUUUCAUUUGUUCUACCUGCCAAUCUUGAACCAGUUGUUAUAUUCUAGCUAUAUGGUCUCUUUUUUUCCUCUGAGAUCAGUUCCUCCAAAAAGAACAGCCCUUUUCUCGAGUGUCAUGAUUUGGAAACUUGCUUCUGCCAGUGUUGCAACAAAUCAGUCUUUUGAAUGCAGUUGGCUUUGGGCUUGGCCUAGAGUACGUUGAGUUACUGCGCAGGAUGUAGAAACCUCAACAAACUUUUUUUUAUAGAGUAUCUUGGCCUAUGCCUUGUGUUUAGGUUUUUUCUCUUCAGAUUUUUUCCCACCCAUAUGCCUUUUUGUUGCUUUAACUUGCUAAUGUUGGAGGAUAUAACAUGGAGAAUGAUUUACUUAGUAGUUUUCUGUUAUUUUUCAUUUGGCUUUUUAUAUUUUUAAGAAGCAAUAUUCUGCGAAUGAUCUUUGCUAGCAAAAGCAAGAGGUGUGUAGAAGUUUUAACAUAUUCUAGAAAUAUUUAUAAUUAAACAGAUGUGAAGAUGAUACUAAUUUAUUUACACAGGCACUACUUGUAUGAAUCUGAAUUGUAGAUAGCUUUUUGGGUGUUUUUCAGAAAAACCUUUUUGUGUGGGGGAAGUAAAACAAUUGUGCUGAAAUGUGUCAUGGCUGUCAGUAAUCCCAAAAGUGAGUGCAUAGAAUUUACGUGUUUGAAAUGCGCAAUUCUAGUGUUUUACAAAAUGGGUUUCUAGAAUAAGGCUUUCUGCAAUAAGUAUCCAAGUCAUAGCAGACUCUGUAAGAAAUAAUCUUUUAAUAAAGGCUAAGUGAGUACAAAUAAUGCAAAUCUAGUAAUUGAAAUAUUAAUGGAAUAAUUACCGAUAAAUCUUUCUCCAGGAAAAAUCCUUUAUGCACUUUAAAACGUUUCAGUAACAUGAAAAUUGCUCAUGGGAGAGAGGUGGCAAUAAGAGCAUCUUGAUGAUUCUGUUGCUGAGUAGUCCAGUGACUGACAUACUGAGGGCAGAAAUGUUGAUAGGGAACGCAAGUCAUCAAAAUCAAUUUGUUAAGAUUAAAUCAUAUGCAUUGCAGCAAAUAAUAAUAGUGGAGACCAAAAUGUCAAGAUUUGAUUAAAUGCUUUGUAAUAGUAUUUUUUUUAAAUGUAAAAUGUCAUUUGCCAGUGAAUUAUGAGAAUUUAAAAUAGCAUGCCUUUUGACAAUUGCAAAACACUGCAUGCUGUGCAUUUUAAAUAAAAUGACAUUCCAAAGUUGAGUUUUUAGAGAUGAGGCUUUAUGUACUGUAAUGUAUGUAAUGGAUGACUUUGUUACAUAGUUGGGAAUGAAGGGUCUGUUAGUACCCUUGCCUAUAAUUCCUAUUCUUUCUCUUCUCAUCAGUCAUUUGUUUAUAACCUAUUAAUGCUUAAUCUAAAGGGAAGACUUGAUUUUUAUCUGGCUGUCUCCCACUGUAGUACUAAUUAGAUUUGUAGUAUACACUUAAGACUGAUAAUUAGAAAUGUGUUUAAUAAAAGUGAUAUUUUUAAAGUUAAUUGCACAUAUUUGUAAAAUGUUACAACUUUGUGGGUAGUUUCCCAAAUAACUAAUGAGGGACACUUUGCCACAUUCUACAUGGUUUACUUUUGAGUCUUUUCUGCGAGUCUGCUUCUCCAUAUCCCAGCAUGCACUCUGCUGAUGACCUAAUCAUCCAGGAAGAGCACUGGAAUUUGACUCUGAUUAAUGCAAAUCCUAUUUAUCUUCUCUUCUCUCUCUCCCCAACUCUCUCCCAUAAAGCACUAUAAAGUACUGUUACUGAAGAAAAACAAAAAUUGUAAAAACCUGGAAGGGAGGGGCAAGGAUCUGAACAUUGCCUCUGGCCGUUACUCUUCAGUGGUGUAUGUGAUAUCACAAGUGACAUGUAUGCUGGACCAUCAUGAAUGGGAGUCAGUAAUCUAUAAGGGGAGUUUGUAUAUUGUGUUCCUGAAACAUCCCCAAAGAUUAGUAAAUAUUAGAAAUGUACUGAAAUGUUCCCUUAUCUAGUUUAUAGAGAAACUUAAGCACAUCAUCUUAAGGUGCAUACUACUCUGAAAAAUGUUGGUGUAAAAAAUGGUACUUUUUCAAUCAUGGCUGCUCCCUGCAUGUAUUCUGAUUCAUAUCUGCCUACUUCAGUGACAAAAAUAGGAUUGUAUUGCUUUUUAUUGUCUUUGCAGUACUAUGAAAAAGUGAUCUGGAUUCUGUUGCUUCUGUCUUCAACAAGAUUGACUAAGUUCCAAUUGGUUACAUCUUUGCAAUCCCUUUGGAGGCUGUAGGUUUGCACAGGCCUCAUUAAGAACCUAAUUUUAUUUGCAAAGCCAGUUUCGUUGGUGGCAAUGCAUGAGGAAAGACCCCAGUUUGGUUCUGAGAGCCCAGCAUGGGUUUUCAUGGCUUGCAUUCAGUUAAAACGUCUUCUACAUUGAGCACGACUGAUAACAGAAAUUGGCAUAAUAAACUUGGUACCCCAUUUUUAGUCACUUUGAGAAGGGAAUCACACUUUAAAGUGGCAGCAAUUUAAAAUAUAUGUGCAGAUUGCUGUUAAUAUUUUUUAGUGAAAACUGUUACUCAGAUUUAAGCUACAGUAUUUUCAUGGUCUAAAGAACGGGUUGAACGGGGUCCAGGAUUUGGUUUAGCCUCGUUACAGUAUUCUGGAUGGAAGCUUUUUGAGAUAGUUUCUGUGGUAGGAUAUUUUGGAUUAAAGUAAACUUGCCAAGUACUGAGGAAUUGGGUGCUUUCUUCAUGAACCAGAGAUGUGAUACCUUAACAUGUCCCUUAAUAUUAUCUCUGAUUUGAAAGAGUGGUAAAAUCAAUGGAGCAAGGACUCAGUUAAAAUUAAAAUGUUUAUUCUAGGAUUUUUUCACUAAAUUUUCCUCUAUUGUAUCUUAAAGCCAUGGAAUAUAUUUAUUUUUAGAGAUUCUGUUGCCCUUACAGCCUUUUUUGCAAAACAGGAUUCAGAAAACUCUACCCAUUUAUUCUGUGGGAAAUACAUUCUCAUUAGUUGCAUGAUAUUUCAUAAUUCAAUCUGGACAACAUUAAGGUAAUGCUGAUUGACAGAAAAGAUAUAUUUUGAGGAAAGAGUCUAACCACUGAGGGGGUCACAGUUUUACGGUCUCAUUAGAUUCCUCUUUUUUUCUUGGACUUCUAUGUAGACUUCCUGAAUACUUUCUUCUGAUGCUGGACAUGAGAUUGUAUCCUUUCCCCUUCAGAUGGGACCUUCACUAUGGUUAUCUAUAGUUAUAAUCUCAAGGUUAGGGACUAGUCCAACAAAGCUCUACUUGGGGCUAAUCUUGAAGGCUAUCCAGAAACUUCAGCUGGUGCAGUAUGUGUGCUGCGCUUAACAGUUGAGUAGGGCAGAUUGGCAGGAGUAUAUUGUACUUGUGCGCUGAACUUCAGAUUGACUCCCAGUUCACAAUGGAAUUUAAUUCAAGAUGCUGGUCACUAUCUGUUAAGCCCUAAAUGGUGUAAGCCUCAGUUGUCUGAUACUGUUCCACCUGGGCUCAGCAUAAGCUCUUCAGCUUUUUCUGUCGCAAGGGUUAAGGUCACAGGACCUCGACGUUCUCAGUGGUUGUCCACCUCUUUAAUACUCUCGCAUGCUAGAAAAGUAUGUGGACUACAUUCACAUUUGGAAUGUGACUUAGAUUAGCUUUCUGCUAACUGAAGGUCUGGAAUCUCCUGGCAUUUUAUCCUACUAGCAAGUUUGGUUCUGGUUUUUGAGAGAGAAUAUGAUAAAUCUAACCUUUUUGAAGUGUGGCAAGACGUACUGUGAUGGGUGCAUCAAAUCCACAUAAGUCCCCAAAAUAGAGUAUAUUAUCUUUGCAUAUGGCAGAAAGUUUGUCAUUUAUUUGAAAUCUCAUUUAAAUUAUCCUGUUCAUUCAUCAUUUGGAUUGAGGCAACUUUACAACAAAUGGAUCCACGGAAAUUUAUUGGGAUGACUUUGGGUUUGACAGAAAAAUCUUUCUUGUGAUAACUUAUUCUUAUGGCAGUCAAGCCUAGCAGAAUAGAAUGAUCAAUAUUGGAGAAUUCUGAUACCUGUGGUAAAGCUAAAAAUGGCCUAUAAUUGCCCCAAGUUUAUAUUGCUGAGGUGAGUUUAAAAUGAAAACAUCAUUCUGUACCUUUAUUGCUAUGUACUAUGUUUUUGUUUUUUCUAUGUUUGUACUUUCUGGGUGUUGAGAAACCAACAGGUGAAUUGGAAUGAUAAAGAAUUCAUGUAAUUGGGCAUGUUGAGGCAUACUGAAAGAUUUUCCAGAAAGGGAGGAAUGCACCAUCAUCUUUUAAAUAGAUUAUUUUUCUAUUGUUUAGUGAGGCAAAUAGAUAUUUAAUAGUUUAGGCUGUGUCACAUACUAAAAUAGAUGGAAAAAGAAUAUCAGUUCACUAUGGGUUAGAAGAAAGAGCACGACUGACUUGCAAGCAGAAUAAUCUUGUUUUCAAAAAACAUGCUGUUGAGGAAAAGUGUGCUCCUCGUGUUGAAUAGUUAUAUGGACUGUAGAAACUACAGUAAAACAGACUGUGUUUGAAGAGAAGGAAUGGAUGACUUAUCAAGAUAAGCAGUAAUAUGAAAAAAUAUUGAAACAAAGAAAAAAUAGGAUGUGUGGAACUUGGGAAGUGGAAAAAAUGAACAUCAAAUUGAUCUAAUAGAAAAUGAGAAGAAAUAAGGUAAAGAUUAUAGUUUUGGAAAAAAUAGACAAUAAGAAAUUAUCUGACAAGGAUACAGAAUGCAAUAUAGUUAAUAUCUGGAUGCUAAGCGAAAGAGACUGUUCUGAAACAUUUUUUAUUUCUUUAAAAUAAUGAUUGGGUGAAACAGAUACUUUUUUCAGUCUCACUGGAAAGGUUUAUAUGGUGAAAACUGUCUUAGGUGACCAAUCUAAGGGACUGACCAUUUGUUUCUUGACUGAGGUGACCAAAUGAAGGUGGCACAGAUUAUUAUUUCAAAAGUUUGAGGUAGAGUAGUAUAAGACAAAUUGUCUAAGGUGGUGUCUCAUACAGGUUUAAUUAUUUAGCAGCGAGGGAAGGAAAAUUCUGGGUCCUACUGCUAAGUAUGAUGGAAUAAUCUCCUAGUGUGUAAAUAUCCCUCUCUCAAAGCUGUUGGCAAGCUGUUUAAGAUCUAGAGGACAGUGAGCUGUAGGAAGGGAUAUUAGUGUUGGCACUGCACUGGGGAAACUUGAGGAUUUAUUUUUCAACAAGAUCGAUUUAGAGCACACUUAACUAUAAGCAUAAACACUGAAUAAAACACUGGUAUUAUGUGAUUUGGCCACCUAUAUCAUGUAAUCCAGUCCAAUAAAAGGAAUUUGGAAUGAACUGAAGGACGUUUUAAAAAAAGGACACCUUACAGUAACAAAACUGAAGCACCAUCUUGUGGACAGAUUAAAAGCAGUUAUCUCCCAUUAGCAAGAAAUACAUAGCGUUCCAAAGAUCACUGCAUUAUAUUGUGAAGACACCAAUAUUUAAUAGAAUGACUGGAAGAAAUUCCAAUCCUUAACUUUUCAGGUUGUCUAAACUUCUGUGGACAAAGUGAAGUGCCCAGGUACAUAACUUUUUGCAAAUCCCUUUAAGCCAUUAAUUGUACUAAGGGUAUGUCUACGCUACCCGCCAGAUCGGCGGGCAGUGAUCGAUCCAGUGGGGAUCGAUUUAUUGUGUCUAGUCUAGAUGCGAUAAAUCGACACAUACCCCAGCCCUCUCCCAUUAACUGUACUCCAGCACCACGAGAGGCGCAAGCAGAGUUGAUUGGGGAGCGGCAGCAGUCGACUCACCGCGGUGAAGACAUCACGGUAAGUUGAUCUAAGUACGUCGACUUCAGCUACGUUAUUGACGUAGCUGAAGUUGUGUAACUUAGAUCGAUCUUCCCCCCUAGUGUAGACCAGGGCUAAGUGUCAUGUUCAAGGAUUUGACAAUUACUUUAAUAACAUGAAGAAGAAAAACCUAGUUGAGGGGGGAAAAUCUUGUUUGUAGCAAGUACAGCGGCAGUUUUCCAGGCUACACUCUGUGCACUUUUGAGGGCAGUUUCUUUCUCUAACGCUGCUCAAAACCACCAAGAUCCAUUCAAGUAGAGGCUCUUAUUCCCUGUUUAAAGUUUUGUACUGAUAAAGCGUAUGGACAAAAUUCUGUAUUUCUAGUAUUUGUUAACAAAAUUGUUAUGAGGCAGUAGAGUUAAGGAAAGAGUCUACUUGAUUAAAAUAGUGAGACAUAGUUCCAUACUCUCAUCUGACCUAAGACAAAGUUGAUUUUCUAAUCCAAAUUUAAAGUGGAUUUAUUAAAGAAAGAUUUUAUUUUAGGAUAAAAACAACUGUUUCAAAUCUUAGAGCAGAUGAAAACAUGUUUCCUAGUGUGGUAGAAAAUAAAUGUAACUAUAGUGUGAAAGGCGAUUAUGCAAAAAUUUGGUUUAUUGAAGUGGAAAUGUGCUAUAUUGAAUAUGAAAAUACCUUUCUGUUUAAUCAUUGCCAACACUGCAACAAAUCUGAAAGCCAUCACUUUGAACCUCUUCACCUAUGUGUCUGGAAGAGAUUUUGCUAUUGAGAACCUCAAAAUCGGUAUCUUAUGUUUCUCCAUGUAACCACAUCAAUCUUUCAAACAAAUGUAUGUCCCCGCUAUUCUGCAGCUUUCUUGUGAUGCUUUUUAUUUUGCUAUAUUUCAGUUACUUUAAGUCUGGGAAUCAUGCGGACUGAGAGGCAUAGGCAUAUUAAUAUUUAUCUCUGCAUAUGUAUUUUAUUUUGUACGCUUAACAUUGGUUCAUAUUGUAUCUUGUAAAAAUCUCUGGAUACUGUCAUUAUUCUUCAGUAAAAAUGUUAAAUAAAUCACAGAUGACAAAG
Molecule: messenger RNA, 9124 nt
Organism: Chrysemys picta bellii (western painted turtle)
Lineage: Eukaryota; Metazoa; Chordata; Testudines; Emydidae
Gene: SLC30A9
Product: solute carrier family 30 member 9
Biological process (GO): intracellular zinc ion homeostasis; zinc ion transport; transmembrane transport
Cellular component (GO): membrane; endoplasmic reticulum
Molecular function (GO): monoatomic cation transmembrane transporter activity
Source: RefSeq, a predicted model, not a curated record